AUGUAUUCGAGCGUUCCUCCGCCGAAUCAAGAUUCUUCUGUAGUCAAAAGAGAUGGUGAAAAAGACGAGAAAAAUCCUCCGCGUGGUAUAUCCAAAGAGAUGUGGGAGGUAUUUAUUUUAAUUAUGAUUUAUGGGAAAGUGAAAGCUUAACAAAGCAAGACUAGCUCUCUUACUCUUAGCGUACUUGCUGUUCUUCAGCUAAUAACUAGGCGCCCCCUUCUUUCCAGAAAUUUCAGCACUUAAAAGAAAGAAGGAUCAAAUUCUCUAACAAUUCAACCGCAAAGCGGAUUAAAGACAUUAAAAAGAAAGUCACGAACCCGACAAGCGAUGAAGAAUUAGCCAUCCUUCGUGAUCGUGGUAUUGUUCAUCAAAUAAGGAAGAAAAAGAAAGUGGAUUCAUCACAACAGCAAGAAAAGUAAGAUGUUUCAUUGCACAUUAAGCAGUAGGCGUUUUUUCAACUUGUUGUGAAGCGCAACAGGUAGAACUGCAACACAACUAUGAUCUCUUUCCUGUUUAUAAGCAUUCCUGUUUGAAGCAUGGGGUGAAUCGGGGGGGGGGGGGGUGGACUCCCAUAUUAAAAGUGACAGGGAUACUCGUCGGAAAAUUAAAAUUAAACCCCCGAGGAAGACCAAUGUGGGUGUGGUUCUAGCUUAAACUGACCCCUAAAGGAGACCAUACUAAACAGGGAUCUGCACAUAAUAAGUGCGAGGGAUAUCGUGUUCUUUGUUUACCGUUAGAUAACUGUGUGGCCAGUGUCAUGGCUACUUUUGUAACUUUCUUUUUGCACAGCCCUAAGUGAUACCCAAAUGGGCAAAUAGAGUGAGUUUCCAUCCCAAACACCCUAAGUGAGACCAAAAUCUGCAAUUUAAUAAAUGAGACAGAGCGUCCCUGUCACUUUUACAUAAGAGUCCCUGCCAAGGUUGAAUCAUUCCACCAUUAGGUUGGCCUGUUAUAAAUUUGCAUUAUCAAGUAUUAUAGUUCUGCCUUUCCUUUCCAUAUGUUCCUUGUAGACAGCAUUUAUUAAAAUUGAGUGAGAGAAAUGUUGCGGAAUGCUGGUACGUUUGAUCCAUGUGAUACUAUUUAUAUCUGGUCAUGUGGAACGGAAAACAGAACUCGACACUCAACUGGAUCCCAUUUCUGAAAAAUUGUCUACCAUCUGCUAUAUGUGAACUGUACAUUUUGCAAGUUUGAUACUUUGAACAGUAAUGAUGACUGAUGGAGUCAUUGAAAUGUGAUUCAAUCUAAUGUUCAUGUCAUUCAUUUAGUAUGGAGUUUAAGCAACAAUGAUGACAGGGAUGGCAAUGAGAAUGGGGAAAAUGCAAAAGGGUUUAGAUCAACAAAACAGUUUUGCAUGUGCAAUUGUGCUUUUUUGUACAUUUCCUUGCUGUUGUUGCACAACAAGAAAACGAUUUUUGUAUUUUUAGUGAAAGAAAAAUUUGCCAACAUUUUACAAAUUGAAAAUGAUGGGAUAAGAGGAUUGGAGUUUGAAACAAUGUGAAUGAGAAUUUAUUUUUUCAAGUGACAGUUUUGCUGCAAUCACCGUCUUGGUUGCUCAAGCUCCCUAAUAUUAGUGUCUCAUUACUGAACAAUAGGAGCAAAGCCACAAAGGACAGUGAGAGGAGGUGGACUGAGCUGCGGCAGUAUAUGGAACCUGAUAAUCAUAUUUCUGUGACUGGACCAUCUGAAGAUUCCAUUUAUAAAAAACCUUCAAUCAAGGUUUGCCCUCAUUUCCUUCUGUAUAAACCAUUUAGUUCUUGUUUGGCUCUGCUGUAUUUCGCUUUGUUGUACUUUAAAUUCUUAAUCAACGUGAAAGAUCAGGAGAAUAAAGGAUAAAUCAAACAGCAUCAAAUUACUUGGCAUCAUUUUCUUUGUCUUCUUCACAAGAUACAUGUAUGUACAUUAAAUGUCAUUAUAAGGAUACAAAAGGAGAAUUUGUGGUUUGAUAUUAGGGACAAAAAGGCUAAAUUGAAGGAUACAAAGAAAAUCUUGAGUAUUUUGUUUAACAUAGUAGUAUGGUGAAUGCUCAAAUUAGUGCCCCAAGCACUUACUUAAUUCUCUAAGUUUUAAGGAGUGGGUGGGGAGAGGGGGGAUGCUUAUUUGAAGGAGGGUGCUAAACCAAGCCUUUACAACAUUAAGUUACAUAACUUUACAUGAGUGAAACUUUCAUAGUAGUUAUUGCUGAGUAGGGGUGGCGAAUGGUACCUCGAAAAACGUUGGUCUCGGGAAAUUUUGGCAUGAUCUCGGAAGCGUUUUUGAUAAGACUCGAAGUCUCGUUUUUUCAUGGUUUGCUUUUACUUUUUUUGAGUUUCGAAACUUUUCACCAAAGAGUCUCGGGCUCAGAUUUCUAACUAGGAUCUCGGCGUCUCGGCGAGUCUCGGAUUUUACCAUUCGCCACCCCUCUGAGUGGGGCCUCAUUAGCUACCUGAGAUAUUUAAUGGAACCCCAGAAUUAUAGGGCUGGUAUGUUUUAGUUCUGUAGGUUUUAUGUAAGUUUGAGUGCCUAGUUUAUUUAGGUAACAAGUAUUCACAACUCUUUUGCAUUAUUUUAUUUGAUGAAACAUUCCUGUUUUUGAAAAGGAUGUGCAAUUCUGUUUUCACUAUCACACAUCCCACUAUCAAACCAUUCAACACAGAAUGUAAAGAAUGUGGGGAAAUGAGAAAAGAUAAAUAUGCAAAAAGCCUCAACAAGAAUCGGGUCUUUGCAAUACGCUGUACAUUGUAUUUUUUUUGUGAGAUACUCGGAACAAUGUUUUCUAAAAUUUAUAAAGCUGUGUAUAGAGGUGUCAUGUUGGUGUGCCUUUGAGGGGCGCAAAUAUGGCGACCAGAAACCAACAGAAACAUUUUUGUUUGAGUUUUUCUACAAAAGCGUGAAUUUAUGGCUUGAGGAACUCUUAAAGUUUAAAGUCAUAUUUAUUCUGAGACUAGUGAUCUCCAAAAAUUGGUAAUGUUAUUAACCUGCAUGAGAGCCUUCCUGGUUGCUGUCUAAAUGCCGCGUCCUCUAUCGCAAAACGAAGAACCCUUUCAAACCAAGAAAAAUGUUCAAAUAAACGUGUUCAGCUGCUGAUAAUUCUGUUAUUUGAAUUUUGGUGACGUCAUGUGGAAACUGAGAAUAGGUGGUUUAGCCUUCAGAAGUACAUGAAUUUAAUAAAUGUAUGAACUGAAUUGUGUUAUGGUUUAGUCGAUUUAUUUGUUUCAAUGGUGUUGACAAAUGAGACUUCACUAUAACUGCUUAUUUGCAAACUUUAGGUGUCACAUUUGUGUUAUAAUACAUAUUAAUUACUAUAAAACAAAUAAAACAAUAGUAUUUUUUGUGCAACUUUCUCAUUUUUGAGGCCAAGAGAAGUAUAUUUAACUUAUACAUUAAUAUAAUGACUUUUAGGAUCAAAUAGAAGAAAGUCUGGAGGCUGCUGUUAAAGAAAGGAGGUUUGAGGUUGCCGAAGAACUCAAUAAAAAGCUGAUGGAGCACAACUUUGCAGUGAAGGUGGCUGAGGCAGUUGAAUGCAGAGAUUAUGCCAAACGAAAAGCAGUUGACGAAGAAAGAACUAAGAAUAGAAAAAGGUCAAGGCCAUAUUGGGCAUUUGAACAGAAAGCAAGAUGGGAAAGCAAAGGGAAUAUGUAGAAGAGGAAAUAAUUUAAAAGCAAAAACAAAUUCAGGUUGCUGCAGGCGACCUGAAAUGCGUAAUUGAUUCUCUAUCUGUUUUAAUUCAAACCAAGCUACCUGGAGUUAACUCUUGCCGAACUGCGUUUCUCCAGAUUUACGAAAAAUGUAGGUUAUCGUUUUACAUAUUUCUGGUUAGUAAAUAUUGCAUUUGGCAUAACAUUUCCACUUUAGUAACAAGUUCCAUCUGUUAUACAUGUACCAUGAAAUAGAAAUCUGAGUCUUAUAUCGAUUUCGAUUUUCGUAAGUUUUAUCAUCCUGUUCAUUUUCUGUCUAAAGAUAGUACCCCACCCCCUCGCUG
Porites lobata is the source of this 3958-nucleotide messenger RNA. The record is from the annotation of a GenBank genome assembly. NCBI's taxonomy places the organism in Eukaryota, Metazoa, Cnidaria, Anthozoa, Scleractinia, Poritidae.